CUGUCUGUGCAGGACAAUUCGUGGAAAAACCUCGUGCGCUCCGCUAUACAACGGCAGUCGUGUACUCUUUAUUACGUUCGUCGUCGUCGUCGUCGUCACCAUAGUUUUCGUUCGUCGUGCCAUAUUCGAUAAUCGUCGUCGUAGAUCCGAUCGAAUCGAAUACAAAAUCAUAUUAUAUUAUCCACAGCAAUGUCGAGAUCAGCUGCAGUCAUAUUUUUGGUGGCUAUCGUGUCCUCAUCGGUAGUGGCUGAAGAGCCCGAAGCCCGUAAGAUCGACACCGGUCUUGGAGACGUCAGAGUUGUGUUCAAGGUGUUCCAGGACUGUUCAAAGGCGCAGUUUGGACCAUGUAUCAAGCACAAGUUGUUGACGGCCCUCGACCGGAUCAGCGAACAACCGGAAAUGGAAUUAUUCGAUGGCGUCCGAUUAGUCAAGGAUCCGGCUGUUGCUCUAAACGACGUCGACCAUGACAUGUCUUCGGCCAGGUCCGCGGGUGACGAUGAAACGACCAGUCUGGACACGCUGGUUGUCGACAGAGUGGUGAACUUUUUCAAAAGCCGCAAUCUUCAGUUCAAGCUUCUUGACAACGAACCCAGAGAUAUAGCCGAUGGUCGCAAAAAGAGCAACAAGUACAACUCGAUGCUCAUGUACCCGUUCAUGAUGGGCGGCAUGACCAUACCGUUGGCGUUCGGAGUGCUCGCUCUGUUGGCCGGCAAGGCGCUGAUCAUCGCCAAGCUGGCGCUGGCCCUGUCCGCCAUCGUGGGCCUGAAAAAGCUGUUCAGCGACCAGGGGGGCAGCAGCCACGAGCACAUCACGUACGGAGGCAGCGGUGGCCAUUACCGCAGGAGCCUUCCCGGCGAACCGGUGGCCGCGUCCAACAUGGCGUACAGCUCGUACAUGCCCGUCUACGAGGAGCCCAUCCGGAGCACCAMGUCCAACGCGAUCCCUCUGCGAUGAUCGACGACGGAGCCAACACGACGACCACCGAUCACGUAACGAUUAUUUAGUGACGAAACGUAUUAUACUUACAUCGUACACCGUGUAAUAAUAGGUACGGAAGUCGAUGGUUAUUAUUUAUUGUCAUACGGUAUACCGCACUUGUGGCGGUAUAACAUUUUUUUUUUUACAUUAUUAACUAGCAUUAUCAUURCAAUUAGACGUUAAGUAUUAAUAUUAUCAUUAAUAUUGUUAUUAUAUUAUUUAUUUUGAAUCGAAUAAAUUUGAUCUGCCUCUGAAACGACGA
This is a messenger RNA of Diuraphis noxia (Russian wheat aphid), 1240 nucleotides long. RefSeq lists its product as uncharacterized. The record is from RefSeq and is a predicted model, not a curated record. Gene Ontology annotation, cellular component: membrane. NCBI's taxonomy places the organism in Eukaryota, Metazoa, Arthropoda, Insecta, Hemiptera, Aphididae.